GUCUAACGGAGGUGCGAAGGACGACUCAUUGUGGUAUAGAUGCAGCCAAACCGACAGUGGAUCAGAUCAUGGCGUCUUGGCAACGUGCUGUAUAUGCAUUGACAGUGGAAGACAUGGAUACUGCCUUAGAGAAUUUCAGACGUGGUUGGGGAGUACAGUACCGACGUCUUUGGGGGUAUAUGACAGCUGAGUGGUUACCAGUUAGACACAUGUGGGCUAAAUGUUAUACCAAUCAACUGCGGCAUUUGGGUAACACAAGCUCUAAUAGGGUUGAAGCUGCCCAUUCCUCCUUCAAGAAGUGGCUUCAAUCAUCUACUGGCGCAGUCGACACGGUAUACAAGAAGAACGAUGAUUACAUUGAGGCUCAACACCUUCAAAUCAGGAAGCUGCUGGAGGAUUCCCGACAAAAGAAGCUGCUCCGAGCGGAUGGAAAACCAUUUCGAGAGUUGAAUACGAAAGUCACUCUAGAAGCUCUGAGGUUGAUGUUGUUCGAGGUAGCAGUGGAAGGGGAACCUUGUACAUGUACGUUUCUUCCUACCUAUGGUCUCCCAUGUAGAUGUUCCAUUCAGUUAGCACGACGUGAAAAUCGGGAUUUCGCCUUGUAUGAUGUGUUGCCAUUCUGGACCGUUAUCAACUAUCGUGAACCUCCUACUCGGCCGGAGUGGGAUGACCAUAGUGAUUACCACCGUGGUGUGUUCCAAGGUCUAGUACAGGAGGUUCUUGAUAGAGGCGACGAGACCAUUCGAGGUGCAAUCGGCCUACUCCGGAGCCAUCUUCAUCCUGAAAAUGAUGGCAUUGAUGAACCGCAUGGGGGACAGCCCCGC
Messenger RNA from Linum tenue, 824 nucleotides. The record is from the annotation of a GenBank genome assembly. Lineage: Eukaryota; Viridiplantae; Streptophyta; Magnoliopsida; Malpighiales; Linaceae.